Molecule: messenger RNA, 939 nt
Organism: Agrilus planipennis (emerald ash borer)
Lineage: Eukaryota; Metazoa; Arthropoda; Insecta; Coleoptera; Buprestidae
Product: serine/threonine-protein kinase nekl-2-like
Exons: 5
Coding region: 61-891 (276 amino acids)
Biological process (GO): protein phosphorylation
Molecular function (GO): protein kinase activity; ATP binding
Source: RefSeq, a predicted model, not a curated record
ACGUGUUUAACACAUUUCAUACAUUACAUUGUUACUUUUAUUGUAUUAAAGUUUAUAAAAAUGGGUUCUUUCAAUAUUUUAGAUAAAUUAGGCAGCGGAACAUUUGGAACAGUAUUUUUAUGUGAAAGAAAACACAACAAGGUGAAAAUAGUUCUCAAAGAAAUUAAAGUUGAUAUACACAGCAAUCAGCUUCUCUCAGCAAAAAAUGAAGUGUCCAUUCUGAAAUCCCUAAAUCACCCCAAUAUCGUCCAAUAUUACGAUAGUUACAUCUCUAAUGGAAUAUUUUAUAUAGUUAUGGAGUAUGCAAGUAAAGGAACCCUGCAUGAAUUAUUAAACAAUACAAGACCUAAUUAUUUACCACAGUCAACCAUUAUGUGCAUCUUUUGUCAAAUCUUAAACGCCUUAAAUCAUAUCCACGAGAAGAACAUUAUUCACAGAGAUUUAAAGGCUGAAAAUAUUUUUAUGACUGGAUUAAAAGGGGACGUUGUAAAAAUUGGCGAUUUUGGAAUUUCAAAAACACUUUUCAAUGAUGGGAAAGCACACACGGUAAUAGGGACUACUAAUUAUUUGGCUCCUGAAAUGUGUGACGGUCACCCUUAUGAUAUAAAGUCUGAUGUUUGGGCAUUGGGGUGUUUACUGUAUGAAUUAUGCGCACUAGAAAAAAUGUUUGAUGGAAGCAUUUCAAAUGUGGUAUUAGCUGUUGCUUCUGGACACAGAAAACAAAUAAAUAUUAAUCUCUACGAAGACGGUUUACAAAUUCAAACUAUGAUCGAUGCAAUGUUACAAAGGAAUCCAACUGAUCGUCCUGACACUUUAACAUUAAUGAAAUAUCCGGUAGUAUUCACCACAUAUUACACCAUAGGUACUUAUUUAGGAUGUAUUCAACCAUAACUAUUUUAAUUUUUGUACUACCUUUUUUUUAAUAUAGUCUCACUUAUA